Molecule: messenger RNA, 1062 nt
Organism: Labeo rohita (rohu)
Lineage: Eukaryota; Metazoa; Chordata; Actinopteri; Cypriniformes; Cyprinidae
Product: trace amine-associated receptor 13c
Exons: 3
Coding region: 1-1062 (353 amino acids)
Biological process (GO): G protein-coupled receptor signaling pathway
Cellular component (GO): membrane
Molecular function (GO): trace-amine receptor activity
Source: RefSeq, a predicted model, not a curated record
AUGGGGGUCGCGCAGAGGGAACGCGACAACGCGGAGGAGAUUCACUCAUGGCCUAUGAGACAGAGGAUCAUGGAGACUCAGUACUGCUUUCCUGACAUCAACUCAUCAUGUAUCAAGGAAAAACGCUCCAAUCAUGAAUACAAUAUCAUGUAUGUGUUUUUUUCAUUGCUGUCAGCAUGGACUGUGUUUCUGAAUCUGCUGGUGAUCAUCUCCAUCUCUCACUUCAAGAAGCUUCACACUCCGACCAACCUGCUCAUUCUCUCUCUGGCUGUGGCCGACCUGCUUGUUGGACUUAUUGUAAUUCCUGUGGAAGCCAUUAAGUUGAUUGAGACAUGCUGGUACUUUGGAAAUGCUUUCUGUGGCCUGUUUAUCAUUAUCCUUGGCCUGGUUCUCUCAGCAUCGCUCAGUAAUUUAAUUUUCAUUGCUGCUGAUCGGUAUGUGGCUGUGAAUCACCCUCUUAUGUAUCCACAAAAAGUAACAAUGACCAAAAGUUUGGUGAGUAUUUUUCUCAGCUGGUGUUGUUCCUCAUUCUAUAACACUACAAUGGUAAUCAGUAAUGGAUAUUUUGACUCCUCACAGAGAAUAUAUGCGUGUUAUGGAGAGUGCAGCUUCAUGAUAAAUUUUGCCUGGAGAGUCACUGACUUCUUCUUUACUUUUCUGUUUCCUUGUAUCCUGAACUUAACUUUAUAUUUAAGGAUUUUCUGUGUAGCACAACAACAGGUGAAAGUUAUAAACUCUCAGAUGAAGGGUGGAAAGUGUGUUUUGGAUGGUUCAGUGAAGAGGAAAUCAGAGAACAAAGCUGCUGUAACAUUGGGAAUCAUUGUGGUAAUUCAUCUACUCUGCUAUUUACCAAUUUAUAUUUUUUCUCUAACAGGGGAUGCAGUAAUCCCUUCUACCACAGCAAAUUUUCUAACAUGGACAAUGUAUGUUAACUCAGGUCUGAAUCCUGUAAUCUAUGCUUUAUUUUACUCCUGGUUUAGAAAGUCACUUAAACAUAUCCUAUCUCUGAGAAUAUUUCAGGUAGCAUCCUCUCUGGUUGACAUUUUUACAGAUCACCAUUAA